AUUUGCCGUUGAGAAGUGCGAGUGCCCAGAGCGCUUAGUUGCCGCCUCCGGUUCACACGGUGCAGUUGCUCGGUCCCGGAGACACGGAAUCGGGAUCUCUAGUUCCGUUCGUGCGUCAAAGAGCGCCGCCGAAAAGCUGAAAAUUAUUAAGAUAAUAAACGGGAGCGCUUUUUAAGUGCCUGCGAAUGGUUCGAUUCGGGCAUAAACUAGUUUUUUGUGUAAAUAAACGAGGCGCUCGGCAAGCGUUUGAAGUUCUGGCCGGGAUCCCGGUUUCCCGCGUGGAAUGUGUGGCAUUGGGGGAUAGGUGAAUAGCGUGCGCCCAUUGUUGUGACACCUGCAGGCCCAUCAUCCCCAUAAACCCGUACCCCGUACCGCUUCUCCAUGCGCCGGUGGCCAUUAGCUCAAUCAUCGGUAUUAAAGGCGGCGCCCUGGUGGUCCUUUAUGCUGGCAUAAUACUUCCAUUCCUUGUUGACAUACAGGGUGGAAAAUGGAAAUGGAAAACUGAGGAGAGGGAAGUGAAAACGAAAGUGAAACAAACUGGGCCUGAAGUAAGAUGUCAGCAGCGCUAGUGCAAAAGGCGACGGAAACUCAACUCGACCAGGCACAGCUGGCCACCAUAUCGUUGCUACUGCAAUACGACAUCGACAACACACUGAAUGCGCUCAAGGAGCAGAAGAAGAUGACGCUGGACGCUCGACUGGGUGGCUGUGAACUGCCCACCGCCGCCGUGAUCAACAACAACAGCCAGGACGACAAGGACAUCAACCGCAAUAUGCCGGAACAGAGCGAGCUGGACAAGGGUAUCGAAGCGGCCUUCAUGCCGCCCACUCCGCCAGCCACGCCCAACCUGCAGAACACCGCCCAGAAGCGCUGGAAGAUCCUGGCCAAGGUGCUGCGCAAGGACUCCGAGGAGACAGUGUCCUCCUCCAGCGAUGAGUUUGCCGAGGAGCAAACCGCCUCGGUGCGUCGCUUCAAGAGCUUCGAUCUCCUGCGCCAGGACAGCUUCGAGGAUCACGUGAGUCUCAAGUGCUUGGGCAAGACGGAGAACUGGUACAAGUACCGCAUGCAGCUGGAGAACGAGGCGGAGUACUCGGUGAAUAUACAUCACAUGGAGCGCCAGCUGACCGCCAGCGAUCUGAUGGGGUUUAAUAAUACCGGAAACAUAUGCGUUUGGCCCUCGGAGGAAGCACUGACCGCCCUCGUGCUCUCCGAGGUGGCUUCGUAUAGGGGCAAGUGGAUCCUGGAGCUGGGCGGAGGCUUCACCUCGUUGGCCGGCCUCAUGUUGGCCAAGUACGCCACUCCCUAUGCCGUCCACCUGACCGACGGCAAUGAGAUAUCGGUGGAGAAUGUGAGGAAGACCGUUUGCCUCAACGAGCUGAGCUGUUACACCAAGUGCUCGGUGUUGAAGUGGCAGGAGAAGUGCAGCAGAUCGCCGGCGGAGCAGGCCAAGUUCGACUUUAUCCUGUGCGCCGACUGCCUGUUCUUCGAUGAGGCGCGCUCCGCCCUGGUGGACACCAUCUGGUAUUAUCUGGCCCCCGAGGGAUCGGCCCUCAUAAUGGCCCCGCGUCGCGGUCGCACCCUGAGCGUCUUCCAGGACGAAUGCCUGGCCAGGGGCUUCCGCGUGGAGCUGGCCACGCGGUAUAACGAGACCAUCUGGCAGCGGCACCUCCAGCUAAAGGCCGAUUCGGAGCUCUACGACGAGGACCUCCAUUAUCCCCUGCUCCUCCGGUUGUGCAAGUCGCACAGCUAGGAGAAAAUCGAGAGGGGGGAAGAGCCACUCGGCUGCAGUAGGUGCAAUUAAACUUAGUCAAUGUUUUAGUUGAUAGCAAGCAAAUUCCAGUUUACACCUUAAACAACAACAAAAAAAUGAGGCCAACCUGCGGUUCUCGACGAACAAAAAGAAAUUCCUCCCACACUGAAUAAAAAAUAUAGAGCAUGUCAAACUCGUUAGACUGGUGCUGGAAAAAAUCACGUGAAAUGAUUGGAAAACAUAUAUUUUUUGUUAUAAAUAAAUUUGGUUCAUU
Molecule: messenger RNA, 2024 nt
Organism: Drosophila takahashii
Lineage: Eukaryota; Metazoa; Arthropoda; Insecta; Diptera; Drosophilidae
Product: calmodulin-lysine N-methyltransferase
Cellular component (GO): cytoplasm
Molecular function (GO): calmodulin-lysine N-methyltransferase activity
Source: RefSeq, a predicted model, not a curated record